AUCAUACCCCUCGCAAGGCUCUGCUUAGAACACCAAGAUCAACUAUCGGAAAUAAUCCCCUUUCAUGUUAUGUUAAUGAAGCCGUAUAGAUACAUCGACAAAUUCGAGAUUCGCUAGGUACGUCGUCGUCUAGAGGACAGAAAUUCAAAAGCCAUGCAAAGCUUCCACAUUGGCCCGGAUCCUUCCCUAUUACUUUCAUCUCGUGAUUUUCGAAUUCCUCAAGUUCCACAACAUUCACCGCGUCCGCCAUUAUUAGCCCCCUACCACGACGUAGACGAUGAUGACGAGCAAUCUGAAAGCCAUGGCAGUGAAAGUAGUCACUCUGCGAAAGAGCCAAUCCAAGUUGGUAUGACGACUGAGACUAAGGACCUCUAUCGAGAAGACCCCCGCGCCCCAUGGGAAGAGUGGGCGCCCGAAGAUAUAGGGGUCAACUCUAAGUCAACACCCGCCUCAGCGAAGUUUGCCCUAAUCGUACGCCGCGAGAAGCGGAAUGGCGAUACGGAGGAACCAGUCCUUGCAUUACACUCCAUCACAGUUCAGAGCCCGCUGAUCAAAAGCCGACUCGGGCCAGUCUUUGCGGGUUACCAGGGUAUCAACACGAAUUUAAAGAAGCUGGAGUUUCGUGCGCCAUUCCGCGAGUUCUUCUAUCGGUGGAGUGAAUUUGUUCGUGCGACGCCAGGUGCUGAAGAUGAUGAUGACGUUGACAAGAAUCAUUUCGCACUUCUAUUCGACAUCAUAAGUUCCGAGAUCAGACCACAUAUCGAUCAAGUAGAGGACCUUCUCAAAAACGAGGUUAUAUCGUUCGAUUACGUCUGGGCACUUUUUGAACCAGGCACUGAGGUUUACUCCACGGCGAAUGGACAGGACCGCCUGUUUCUCGUGAACGGUGGCCAUUACCAGGAACUUAUGGGCGGCAUGAAGGUCUACACCCUUCUAUGCCGAUACAUUGAUACCGAUGGAGACUUAUUCGGGUACACGACAAUAUCGUUAUCAAUUGCGGAUUUCGAAAACGUGAAGCCCAUUUCGGAGCUAAAUGUGCUUCCCAGCCACUUACACCCACAGAUAAACGAGAUCCGGGUACAGCUACAGAAAAGGGGUCGCAGAUUCGAGAUGCUGAAAGGCACGCAUUACAAGGCCUACUCAGGGUAUUCUACUCUGCGAUCCCCAAGUUUUCGUGGCUCAAGCAAAUAUUUCAUUGACGAUGGUAGAGUGAUGAUCGAUACUAGCUCAUUCAUGAGAUACAAUGGAGAGAGCCCCGGCCAAUUAGGCCCGCUAAAUGGACCGACAUCUUCCGACCACUUGAACGUUUUUCAAGAUUUCACUGACCCGGAUGAACUUAAUGAAAUUGCUCCUCCAGCGGUCCAAGUCAUGCAACACACGGCAAGGCAAGCUAGACGAAGGUUUGCAUCUACUCAACAGACAUCAAAAGGCAGCAAGUCUCUUUCCGAGGAACACUAUGUUCUAUGUAGCCCGACGGUUAAAGGGUUCGAUUUUCAAGCCAAAGAAUGGGUCUACCUAUACGUUGACGAUGUUAAGGACAUCGUUUGGAAUAUGGACGCCUUCGGGCAACUCGUCCUGCCCCAAGAAGAGUACAAGGAGAUCAUUUGGGCGUUUGUGGAAGCGCAACUUUCUGGAUCCGAUAACUUCGAUGACAUAGUCAAGGGCAAAGGCAAAGGCGUCAUACUACUUCUCAGUGGCGAGCCCGGUACCGGUAAAACACUUACAGCAGAAUCAGUCGCCGAAGCCAUGAACAAACCCCUCUAUAGCAUGAGCGCAGGCGAACUUGGCAUAGAAGCCGGGGAAGUAGAGAAGAACCUGCGGCAGGUGCUAGAAUUAUCAACACGAUGGGGCGCGGUGCUGCUUCUGGAUGAGUGCGAUGUGUUUCUGGAGCGGCGGACGACAGCGGAUCUGCAUCGCAACAAAUUAGUGUCCGUAUUCCUGCGAUUACUAGAGUACUACCAAGGUGUCAUGUUCCUGACGACUAACCGUCUGGCAUCUUUCGACCCAGCCUUCGAAUCCCGCAUCCACCUUACUAUCCACUAUCCCCAACUCGACUUCGACAGCCGACUGCAUGUCUGGCGCGUCUUCGUUCGACCCGGUACCACAAGUAGUAGCGUUCAGGAGUCGGAAUUAGAGGGAUUGGCGCGCCCCGAGCUCAAUGGACGUCAAAUUAAGAACGUCGUCAAGACGGCUAGACUGUUAGCCGCGAGAGAUAAAACACCGCUUGGGUUAAAGCAUAUAGAAACGGUAUUGAAAGUGAAAAGGGAUGGUCCUACGGGCUUCGGGAAGAAUGAAGUAUAAGGACCAAGGAAAAAAAUGCAAUAAUUAGGUGCCUAUCUAUAGAAUAAACCAACCCGUUAGUGCGUUCAAGAAUCCCGUUGUGCUGUCGGUAUUGCGCAGUGAGGCAAAUGAGGCAGCAAAACAGGGCCGCUAUCUCCCU
Messenger RNA from Hypoxylon trugodes, 2440 nucleotides. RefSeq names its product P-loop containing nucleoside triphosphate hydrolase protein. Gene Ontology annotation, molecular function: ATP binding; ATP hydrolysis activity. NCBI's taxonomy places the organism in Eukaryota, Fungi, Ascomycota, Sordariomycetes, Xylariales, Hypoxylaceae. Bases 154 to 2301 code for a protein of 715 amino acids. The record is from RefSeq and is a predicted model, not a curated record. The transcript has 8 exons.